Polistes dominula (European paper wasp) is the source of this 810-nucleotide messenger RNA. RefSeq lists its product as uncharacterized. Lineage: Eukaryota; Metazoa; Arthropoda; Insecta; Hymenoptera; Vespidae. The record is from RefSeq and is a predicted model, not a curated record.
UUUACAUUAAUUAUUAACAUUGCUAGUUGAAAUACGAAAAACAUUUAUAUUUGUGAGAGGUUUGCAGUACUUUUUGAAAUUCGUAAGUUUGUGUAUCAAGUAUUUGUAAAAACAUUUACACAUAUACCUAUACGAUCUAUAAAACGUCGAAUUAGAAAAAACAGAAAAAAAAUGGAUCAAGAACAAUUUUUUGGUUCGUUGCAACUACAGAAACGUAACGAUAAUCCACCACCACCACCUCAGGAUCUUCAGACUCCUGUUGAUCAUUCGCAAAUUGAAAAGAAAAAAGAAGAACUUAAGAGAUUAAAAUCUAUUACCAUGCGUCAAUAUUUAUUGAACAAGUGGAUAGUAAAUGUUCGUCGUAAGCGAUUAGAAUUACGUAAAAGUCCUAAACGCAAUUUACGCAUAGAAUCUAUAUUGGCGAACGUUGUUUCUAGUGCUGAAUACAAGCUUAGAUGUAAUAAACUUGCAAUCUUACAAACACAGAAACAAUCUUACUCUGAUCUUAUAUCUGAACAAAAUAAUUCAAAACCCGAACCCGAACCAUUGUGUCCAGAAUUAAGCAGCUUAGACGAUUUCAUGAAAAAAGUAUCCGAAGUCAAAAGUCCACUACAGCGUUAAAAUUACACAACUUACGAAUGAACAUAACCUCUACACCUACGCAAUUAACCUGACACAAAUAAUUAAGUUAAUAUCAAGAUUUCAUUAUUUGGAUGAAACUAGAAGAGUUGUAAUACUGACCAGUACUGAGGCAUCUACAAGAGUUGUUGCAUCGUUACCUACCUUGGUGUAUAUCUGGAAAUUUUUUAC